CCUUCUUUAUUAGCACAAAGCAAUCCGUGAACAAAGGGAUCAACUGUUGCCGAGCGCAGAUCUUUUUGGACAGGCAGACUUCUUUUGGCGUAUAUAAGAAUAGGUCAUCUAUGGAGCUCCCCUUCGUUCCCAACCACCAUGAAGCGCGGUUUUCUGACCACUGCAAAGGCCAAGCGCCAGUUUUCUGCCUUGAAUCCCGAGAAUACUUCAAAACCGACGACAAAGAAACCGACAGGUUUGCCAGCCGGCUCAAAGGAUGACUUGAAGGACGUGAAAUUUACCGAAGUUUCUCAUGAAGAGUUUCUCGACCGUAUGUUGGAAAGUAAAGGCAUUACAAAAGAGGAGGCGAUGAAGGGGGUUCAGGAGAUGAUGGAUACGAUGGGAUACACUGACGGCGACUUUGAAAAAGCUUCCGCCUUGGUGCCCGACGAGAAUGACCCCGGUACCUUUGAAAAUAAGCCUCAGAAGGAUGAUGACAUUUCGUACCACGUGCAGGUCCCCUUCCCUGGCGGAUGGUCCCAAUGCUUGAUAUCUGGAUAUCUUGACCGACGACUCAAGCACAUCUCCGGGUUUCCGCGACCUCUGAAAGAGACGGGAGAAAAGGUCUAUCGCAUCUCUUCAGCCCCGGGAAAAGGCUUAGGCAUGUUCGCGACGCGCAAAAUCCAGAUGGGCGACCUCAUUGCCGACGAGAGGCCUUUGAUGGUCGUGUCUCUGUCGCCCAAGGGUUUUCGAGUGGCUCCCCUUCUGAAAGAAGGUGCUACGCAGGAGGAAAAAUACCAAUACCUUCUGGAUCAAUCUGAGGGUGUUGUGCGUUCUGUUUUUGGACGAAUGUCUGAGGAGAGUCAGAAGGUGCUCAUGGGUCUUCAUAAUGGCCACUUGCACGAUGGAUCCGGUCCGAUAUUGGGUUUGGUUCGCACGAAUGGAUAUGGUCUCGAGGAUGACCUGAAGGAUGAGACUAAGGAGACAGAGAUGCUGUUGGAGGAGUGCCCGGACGAUUUGAAGUCCAAGGUUGGCCGCUAUACUAGCGUCUACAAAGAUCUUUCCAGGGUAAAUCACAGCUGUUCACCGAACACCCAUCGCAAGUUCCACAUAGCCACGUUCUCUAUGCAGCUUCGCGCAGCUCGAGACAUCGAAGAAGGCGAAGAGAUUCUUACCAGUUACACUGGCAUUCUUCUGCCUGCUGCGGAGCGCGCGGAAGCCCUCGCGCCCUAUGGCAUCAAGUGCACCUGCCGAGCCUGUCUCGACCCCGCGAAAGAGCGAUCCUAUUCGCGCUGCCUGUGCUCAACCGUCCUGCCGUCACCGUUCCGAUGAAGCGGGAAGCGGGAGCGCGUCCGGAUGCCUGGAUCGAUCCUGCGGUGCAGACUCUGGCUGAGGAUCCACGAGGAAGGGCUGGAAGCAUCGCAAGAGUACCAUAAGACGCUUCACCAGUUGUACAACGCGUACAUACAUCAGAACGAUGAGAAGAAAGCGCUGAUGUAUGGGGAGAAGCUGUGGGUGGCUGCUUUGGCUGCGGGGGAGAAACGCUACGAGGCCUUUAGGAAAUGUAGAGCUUACGAAGAAAUCGCCUCAGUGGAUGAUGGCGAAGAUGAUGAGAGGGGCACCAGUGUUGCAGUCGUUCAUCUGAGAUGUGGCCCACCUGUUGAUAGCCCUGAUUGGAGAACUGCAGAGAUGUGACCGUUCCGAAUUUUACAUAUGUUCUGUAUGUAUUUAGUAACUUUCCUUUACGAAAGUAGAGAUGAAGAAAUACUCUACUUUGAGGCCAUCGUCGUCAAAUUAUGAAGCCUUGAC
Molecule: messenger RNA, 1788 nt
Organism: Desarmillaria tabescens
Lineage: Eukaryota; Fungi; Basidiomycota; Agaricomycetes; Agaricales; Physalacriaceae
Exons: 7
Coding region: 139-1311 (390 amino acids)
Molecular function (GO): protein binding
Source: RefSeq, a predicted model, not a curated record